GCAGGAAUGUUUGCCGUCGUAAAUUCAUCUUCGUAGUUGUGUUGGUGAGUGGGAAGCAGAGGAUCUCUGGGAUUCAGGAUACAAUCACCUGAGCUCUCAAGGAUACGCAUACAGCACAGAUUACAUCAUUCCGGUUUAGAACAGACAUCAGGGCUGCCUUCAACAUGAGAUCAGCCAUAGCCGUGAUAUUUUUGUGCUUAUGCUUAAAUUCAGUGGCUUCAGGUCAUGGGGUGGAGACCAAACAGAGCUGUACCUCCAAUGCCUCGAUUACAUUUAAUCUCACAUGCUCGGAACGGGACAUGCUGCAUUUCAUCGAUUUAAACAUCCGGAAUAUGACCGCCAAUUGCGGACAAGGUUCUUGUAAGUCAGGGUUCGCCAGUUCUAAAGACGUCGACUGUAUGGGAGUGUCAUCGUGCCAGAAGACUGUCAACAAGACAAUGAUAGAGCGAGUUUGUGGGACCGUCGAGAAAUAUCAACCAACGAUAUCAUAUGAAUGUGUAGAUGAGACACCGGUGGAUAUCUGUAGCACAGCUGGGGCUGUAUCUGAUGACGAGAUGACGCUGUUUCUUGCAUCACCAAACUACCCAGGCAACUCGAAUGCUUCAGAUACAAACAGGACCUGCACGUGUGACCUUGCAGGGUCAGGCAUGUCGGUAGAGAUCCUCGUGGGCUACUAUGGAUGGGGUGAUGGCAAAAUGGACAAAUUCAACUUGACAUCAGGUUCAGAGACAUACACACCGACGAUUGCUAACUCUACUAUCGGACAUCUGAUAAUAGGUCCGAAACCUAUGGAAAACAAGAAUGAAAUAACCUUGAAUUAUAAUGCCAUUCAGAAGGAGGGGAGGGAUGGCGAUUAUCUUUGGCUCAGAGUUAAAGGUACCUCCUACCUGACCGUGGCCUGCAACGGGGCAGCACCACCCUCAACACCCGAACCUGGUCUCACCACCCAGGCCACAGAAGGAGCAUCCCAACUUGGAGGUAUCCCGAUGCUGACAGUGGCAAGCAUCUGCGCUGCUGUAGGCUUCGCCAUCUAACAUAAUCUAGACGCGACAAGGAUGAGAUGAUGGCAACUUGAGAAUAUAUGGACGUGAAUGUUGAAGAAAGCAAUGGGUACAUCUCCUGACGAAUAUCAGGUGGUCUGUAAUAACGUAAACUGCCUUUAUACCGAACGAAAGGAUAUAUAAAGCUGUAUAUCAAUCGGGAGCAACAUUUCAGGAUUAUGCGACGUCCAAUGACAUAUCAGCACGGGGAUGAUUGACUGAAAGAACGAAAGAAUGAAAAGCAGUACCC
Haliotis rubra (blacklip abalone) is the source of this 1290-nucleotide messenger RNA. RefSeq lists its product as uncharacterized. NCBI's taxonomy places the organism in Eukaryota, Metazoa, Mollusca, Gastropoda, Lepetellida, Haliotidae. The coding region runs from base 165 to 1034 and encodes 289 amino acids. The transcript is spliced from 5 exons. The record is from RefSeq and is a predicted model, not a curated record.